Messenger RNA from Tuber melanosporum (Perigord truffle), 985 nucleotides. RefSeq lists its product as uncharacterized. Bases 143 to 841 code for a protein of 232 amino acids. Gene Ontology annotation, biological process: signal transduction. Gene Ontology annotation, cellular component: plasma membrane. NCBI's taxonomy places the organism in Eukaryota, Fungi, Ascomycota, Pezizomycetes, Pezizales, Tuberaceae. The transcript is spliced from 3 exons. Gene Ontology annotation, molecular function: GTP binding; GTPase activity; GDP binding. The record is from RefSeq and is a predicted model, not a curated record.
GGCUUGCUAUUUUACUGGUUGCCCGUAAUAUCUGCCCGAGGGAAGAUCUCUUUUUUUCUUCUUCCCCUUUCUGUCCAGAUCUAGAAUUUCUUUCGCACUCAAUUGAUCAAAAGAGGGAGGAGAAAGAAGAAGAAGAAGAGCGAUGGAAACGAUAUCCAUCACUGUCUGCGGUGACGGCGGGACUGGUAAAUCCUCCAUCUCCCUCCGCCUGGUCCGCAGUAAAUGGACGCACGAGUACGACCCGACGGUGCAAGAUUCCUACAGCGUGACCCGCACCGUCGACGGCCGCGAGUACUCCCUACACCUCACCGACACCGCCGGGCAGGAGGAGUACCGUGGCCUCUGGGCCUCGCACAACCUCGCGGCCGACGCUUAUCUGCUCGUUUACGACAUCACCAAUCACGAUAGCUUGUUGGCGCUGGAUUACUUCCACAACUUGGUCGAGAUGGAGGAGGAGGGGCGGAGCGUUCCCGUCGUCAAGAUCGUCGCGGGGAAUAAGUGCGAUCUGGCGGAGGGCAGGCAGGUCUCCAGUCAGGAGGGACUGGCCUGGGCGCGGGGUCAUGAGUGUGGGUUUAUGGAGACGAGCGCUAGGAAUAUGGUUAAUAUUGAGGAGACGUUUGCUCUGCUCGUACGCCGUGUCGUCGCCGCGAGAGAGGCUGUUGCCAAUGGCACGUUGGUCCCCGCUUCCUACCGCAAGUUCUCUUCCGCUACUGCUGGUCCUGCUGCUUCUGCUUCCGGUCCUGUUGCUCGAGACAGUGAGAAACAGCAAGAAGUUCCGCACUUGACUUACGAUAAUCGUCCACCGCCAAGUAAGUGGGGGAACUGUUGCACCAUUUGUUGAUCCUUUUUCUUUUUUACAUAAUAACCUUUUAUUAUAUCCCUACUCCUGGCUUUUCAUGUUACCGGUACAAUGUUACCCUUAACUGCCCGACAAAAGGGGGAUCUGUAUGAUGAACGGUGGAGGUAUUUCCCGUUUCACGAAGGU